Messenger RNA from Fopius arisanus, 645 nucleotides. RefSeq names its product barrier to autointegration factor (gene baf). Gene Ontology annotation, molecular function: DNA binding. The record is from RefSeq and is a predicted model, not a curated record. The transcript is spliced from 3 exons. The coding region runs from base 171 to 443 and encodes 90 amino acids. NCBI's taxonomy places the organism in Eukaryota, Metazoa, Arthropoda, Insecta, Hymenoptera, Braconidae.
UGUUUCCUCCAUAAUUCAAUGUCUGUUGUGCUGUUGUGCAUCAUUCGGCGCAAUUUCCAUACAAGAAUUUCCACAGUGAAAUUCACAAACAUUACUAAACAAAUAAACAAAUUGGAUUGCAAACCUCUCGAUACAUAAGCCCCAACCAAAAGAUUAUUAUCAGGUGAAAAAUGUCGAGCACUUCGCAGAAACACAAGAAUUUUGUGGCUGAACCCAUGGGAGACAAACCUGUAACAGAGCUAGCCGGUGUUGGAGAGGUCCUAGGAAAGAGGCUAGAAGCUGCGGGAUUUGAUAAGGCAUCUAUUGUUCUCGGUCAAUAUCUAGUCCUCAAGAAAGAUCGAGAAUUAUUUCAAGAAUGGAUGAAAGACGUUUGCGGAGCCAGUCUCAAGUACUCGAACGAUUGCUAUCAAUGCCUGAACGACUGGUGUGAAGAGUUUUUGUAGAUUAGUAAUAGUUUUCAUAUGAUUAAACCGAGAAAAAUCAUUGCAAUUUAUGUCUAGCAAUUUCCACAGCUAUUAUUUCUCAAGAAAAAAAUCAGACUAUAAAGAAAUAAACCUACGGGCGAAUAUUUUUGUAUUUAUGGAGCCAUAAAUUAUGGUUUUUAGACGAUUGGCAUCCAGUGACGUACCUGUAAGAAAAAAAAAA